Papaver somniferum (opium poppy) is the source of this 3301-nucleotide messenger RNA. Its product is annotated as probable LRR receptor-like serine/threonine-protein kinase At3g47570. The transcript is spliced from 2 exons. Bases 12 to 3209 code for a protein of 1065 amino acids. Gene Ontology annotation, cellular component: plasma membrane. Gene Ontology annotation, molecular function: ATP binding; protein binding; protein kinase activity. Gene Ontology annotation, biological process: hormone-mediated signaling pathway; protein phosphorylation. The record is from RefSeq and is a predicted model, not a curated record. NCBI's taxonomy places the organism in Eukaryota, Viridiplantae, Streptophyta, Magnoliopsida, Ranunculales, Papaveraceae.
UUUUAAGCUUAAUGUUUGCUAAAUCUAAGGCGGAAAUGAAGUUAUUAAUAAAACAGUUGCAUCUUAUCUUCAGAGUGGCAUUGUGCAACAGCCUUGUCAUCAUCAUAUUCAUCUCGUGUAUGUCCACAGUCGCCAUGGACGUCGAUGAUAACAUAUCAAAUGAUCGACUAGCAUUACUCGCUUUCAAGAAUUUAAUAGCUCAAGAUCCACUGGGAACAUUUAGUUCUUGGAACAGCAAUAAUGAGUCUCUUCAUUUCUGUGAGUGGAGAGGUGUUACAUGUAGUCGUCGUCAUCGUAGUAGAGUUACUGGGAUUGAUCUCCGAUCACAAAGAUUGGUAGGUUCCAUAUCACCUUACAUCGGAAACCUUAGCUUUCUUCAAGAUCUUCUUCUCGGCAACAAUAGUUUACAUGGUGAGAUCCCACAACAAGUUGGUCGUCUUUCUCGGUUGAAACGUUUAGGUCUUUCGAACAAUUUCUUGGACGGAGAAAUUCCGGAUAAUAUUUCUCGUUGUUCCAAUCUCAUGCACCUUAAUAUUUCUCACAACAAGCUUGUGGGAAGCAUUCCAAAAGGAUUAGGCUACUUGUCUAAUCUCAUAAGGCUUGGUCUUAGAGAUAAUAAUCUAACAGGGGAAAUUUCAACUUCAUUAGGCAACCUUUCAUCUCUUACUUCUCUUGAUAUUAGUUUUAACAGUUUGGAGGGGAGGAUUCCAAGUACUCUAAGCCAACUAACAAGCUUAAAAACACUGGGUCUGGCUUUGAAUAAGUUUUCAGGUACGGUUCCAUCUUCACUCUACAAUAUGUCAUCACUUAUAAUCUUUGCAGUGAUGACAAAUCAACUCCAUGGGAGUGUUCCUUUUGAUAUUGGUUUCACACUUCCAAAUCUAGAACACUUCUCGAAUGCAGAUAACAACUUCACUGGAACCAUUCCUACGUCAAUUUCCAAUUUGUCCAACCUUAAAGUUUUACAACUAAACUUGAAUAACUUUGUUGGAUCAGUCCCCAAUAACCUUGGCGACUUAAAAAGUCUUGUUAUUUUGAAUUUAUCACAAAAUAAACUUGGAAGUGGGCAACCGGGUGAUUUAACCUUUCUCAAUUCUCUAGUCAACUGUACCGAUUUGAAGUUUCUGAUUGUACACCGCAACAAUUUCAGGGGGGUCUUACCUAAUUCUAUAGCCAAUCUCACAAAUAAGCUUGAACAACUAUAUCUCUCCAAGAAUCCGAUAUACGGAAGUGUUCCUGAAGGUAUUCAGAAUCUUGUAGGUUUAACGAUGCUCAUUCUGGAAGACAACCUGUUCACAGGUAGUAUUCCUCAAGGUAUCGGGAAACUUCAAAUGUUGAGAAUAUUAGAUUUUCGGCAGAAUCAAUUCUCUGGUUCAAUCCCUUCUACCUUUAGUAACUUAACUAGACUAAUCGAAAUCACUUUACCGUACAAUAACUUAACAGGUUUAAUACCGUCAAGUCUUAGAUAUUGUACAUCCUUGAAUAUUUUGGACUUAGGGAACAAUAGACUUAGUGGUAGUAUACCAAAACAAGUUUUCGAACUUCGCUCCCUAUCAAGAGGUCUCAGCUUAACUAACAACCUUCUCACUGGUUCACUUCCAGUGGAAAUUGGCAACUUGAAAAACCUUGAGUUACUGUUCCUGCACAAUAACAAAUUAUCUGGUGUAAUCCCAAGUGCCAUAGGCGAGUGUUUAAGCUUAACAGUUGUAAGAUUGGACGGUAACUUUUUUCGAGGAAAUAUUCCUCCAACUAUGAGUUUCUUAAGAGGUCUCGAAACAUUAAAUCUUUCACGAAAUAACUUGUCUGGUACAAUACCAACCGGGUUCGAAAGUCUAGCACUCCGACGAUUGAAUCUAUCUUACAAUAAUCUGGAGGGAGUGGUACCGAAAAGCGGAGUGUUUAAGAACAUGAGUGCAUUUUCUAUUGAAGGGAAUAAUAAGCUUUGUGGUGGCAUACCUGACUUAAAGCUGCAGAACUGCUCAGUUCCAUCAAAUAGACAACAAAGGAAAUCGACGCCUAUCCAAGUAAUAAUAAUCAUCAUAGUUGCUGUGGUUUUAUUUCUAGCUUUAAUUGUGUUUAUUCUCGCUCUUUACUGGAGAAAAAAGAAGUCAAAAGCUAUACAACCUUCGACACCUUUUGACGUAGCCAAUCAAUACAUGGGAGUUUCUUACAAUGAGCUCUUUAAAGCUACCAAUGGUUUUAAUGAUUCUACCAACUUGCUUGGUGCGGGAAGUUUUGGCUCUGUAUAUAAGGGAGUUCUUCGCCGAGAUGAAUCAAAUCACGAUGUUGCAGUUAAGGUUUUACACCUUCAACAAAGAGGUGCAACCAAGAGUUUCAUGUCUGAAUGUGACGCCCUAAGGAACGUUAGACAUAGAAAUUUACUCAAGAUCGUUACUUGUUGCUCGAGUACUGAUUUUCAAGGUAAUGAUUUCAAAGCUCUAGUUUAUGAGUUCAUGGCUAAUGGAAGUUCAGAAAAUUGGUUGCACCCAACUGCAAAUAACAUAAAUAAGAACGAUCGACUACAACUUGGUAAUUUGAACCUUGAAAGAAGACUGGGCAUUGCAGUUGAUGUUGCUUCUGCACUAAAGUAUCUUCACCAUGAUUGUCAAUCUCCAAUUGUUCAUCGUGAUCUAAAACCAAGCAAUGUCCUUCUCGAUGGUGAUCUGAUUGCCCAUGUGGGUGAUUUUGGCUUGGCUAAGUUUAUUCCAUUUCCUUCCGGUUGUUCCAAGCCGCUGAAUGAACAAGAUGCGAGUUCAAUUGCAAUAAAGGGCUCCAUAGGUUAUGUUCCUCCGGAAUAUGGGAUGGGUGGCGAAGCGUCCACACAAGGCGAUGUGUAUAGUUAUGGGAUACUUUUAUUGGAGAUGUUUACAGGAAAGAGACCGACAGAUGACAUGUUUAAGGAUGGUUUAAACAUUCAUAACUUCUGUAAGAUGUACGUAUUGCCAGAGCAUAUUGAGGAGAUUAUCGAUUCUUGUUUAUUGUUAGAUGUAGAAGAAAAAUAUCAUGAUGAUGGUGCAAUUAUCAAUUACAAAAUGCAGGGAAUCCAAAGGAUACAAAUAUCAAGAGAUACGGUGAGACAAAUCCUAGCUUCAAUAAUUCAGAUAGGAGUCCAAUGUUCUUCAGAAUUACCUUCAGAUAGAAGCAGCAUGAAUGAGGUUAUUGUUGAUGUACAAGCGCUUAAGAAUAAGUUUCAUGUUGUUGGACUGUAAACAGUGUCCUCUGAUCUGUAUUUAUGUUCCAUUUUUGGUGUCUUCGCACCAUAGGUUCCCCUUCCUUUGUGAAUUUGUGAUAAUAAAUUACU